AGGAGCAGCUGGUAUAUAAAGCGAGCGGAUCCUGAGGCGGCGGCAGUCAUUCGGUGGACAGACAGGAAGAGACAAGGUCGAUUUGUGCUCGUGUGUAUCUUUGCCUUCACGUCAGUUUUCAAAGAUGCGGUUGUUGGCAGUAGCGCUAGCAGUGCUGGCAGUCAGCGGCCAGUCCCGCGGCUGCUUCUUUUGGAAGGGAGAAUGCAACGACACGGCUCCCGCGGACGCCAGCAGCACGCGAACGUCCAACGAUGAGGAGCGCAUCGUGAACAACCCGCCGGGAGGCCUCAACGCGGCCGCUCCCUCCAACGGGGACCUGGCAGCCAGCCUCGUCGGCCUAUUGAACGGAGGUGCAGCAGGCGGCCUCGGGGGUCAAGGUGGCGGCCUCGGGGGUCAAGGGGGCGGCCUCGGGGGCCAAGGGGGCGGCCUCGGGGGCCAAGGGGGCGGCCUCGGGGGUCAAGGGGGCGGUCUCGGAGGUCAAGGGGGCGGCCUCGGGGGUCAAGGGGGAGGUCUCGGAGGUCAAGGAGGAAGUCUCGGAGGACAAGGAGGUGGUCUCGCAGGUGUCGGCGAUCAAGAUAUAACAACGUGUAACAACGGAUUGGGCGUCUGCGUGCCCUAUUAUCUCUGCAGCGAAGGAAACGUGAUAACGGACGGCGCAGGCCUCAUUGAUAUUAGGUUUGGCAGCAGCAAGAAGACGAACGACACCAGCACCAGAUCCAGUUCCGACUGCCCGCAGUUCCUCGACGUUUGCUGCACUAAUCCGAAUCCUCCGGACGUGGUCACCCCCGCCCCCUACACGCCCCGCUGCGGUAAGAAGAACUCGCAAGGCUUCGACGUCCGCAUCACUGGAUUCAAGGAUAACGAGGCCCAGUUCGCGGAGUUCCCCUGGAUGACAGCCAUCUUGCGCGUGGAGAGAGUCGGCCAGAAGGAGCUAAACCUGUACGUGUGCGGCGGCUCCCUCAUUCAUCCAUCCAUCGUUCUCACAGCCGCUCACUGCGUCCACUCAAAGGCUGCAAGCUCACUCAAGGCCCGCUUCGGAGAGUGGGACACCCAGAAGACGUACGAGCGUUACCCUCACCAGGAUAGGAACGUCAUCAGCGUGAAAAUCCAUCCUAAUUACAACUCUGGUGCUCUCUACAACGACUUCGCUCUCCUCUUCCUUGACAGUCCCGCCACACUGGCUCCCAAUGUGGACACCGUCUGCCUCCCGCAAGCAAACCAGAAAUUCGACUACGACACCUGCUGGGCUACCGGAUGGGGCAGGGACAAGUUCGGCAAGGAGGGAGAAUUCCAAAACAUCCUCAAGGAGGUGGCUCUCCCCGUCGUCCCCAACCACGACUGUCAGAACGGGCUCAGAACCACUCGGCUUGGAUCUUUCUUCCAGCUGCAUAACUCCUUCAUGUGCGCUGGCGGCCAGCAGGGAAUCGACACGUGCAAGGGCGACGGCGGGUCACCCUUGGUGUGCGAGGCAGUGGCGGGUUCGGGCGUGUACGUCCAGGCGGGCAUCGUGGCUUGGGGCAUCGGGUGCGGCGAGCAGGGCGUCCCUGGGGUCUACGCUGACGUGGGUUACGCCUCGGACUGGAUCCAGACCGAAGCCAACAUUGGUCUUGAUUCCCUCUACAGUAUCCAAGGAUAUAACUGGGACUACGGAAGAUUUGUUUACCCCGGCGUGUCUAAGCGACACUCAGCGCCCUGGCUUUCUCCUGGACGCACAUACAAGAGGAUCAGCUCGCUCUUUUACUGGACAAGGAUGCGUGUACUCGCUACGGUGUUAGCUCUUGCAGCUGUGGCCUCUGCAGUGCCCAGAGUUCGACGUCAGGCAGAGGCAGAUGUAUACUGUAGUAACAACAGGGAUAUAUGUGUACCUUAUUACCUGUGCAGGGACGGAGUAGUUAUUACGGAUGGAGGCGGGCUCAUCGAUAUUAGAAUCAAGCCUCGACUCGGCGGAAACAACACAGAGGCCACGAGGUCUGGAACCCCAGAGCCCGCGAGGUCUUCGGCCACGGAGUUUAUUUCUGAGUGCCCAAGCUUCCUCGACGUCUGCUGCACCGACCCCACCCGCGAACCUCCCCUUCCUCCGAAGUAUGUGGCACAGUGCGGCAGACGGAAUGAAGAGGGAGUCAACGCACGCAUUGUUGAUUUUCCCGCCAACCAGGCACAGUUCGGCGAAUUCCCAUGGAUGGCGGCAGUGCUAAGGACAGAAUACUCGGAGAAUAAUGUGGAAGAAAAGCACUACGUCUGCGGCGGCUCCCUCAUCCACCCUCAGGUUGUUCUCACAGCCGCCCACUGCGUCUACAACAUCAACCCAACCACCCUCAACGUACGCCUUGGGGAAUGGGACACACAGAAGGCUUAUGAGCUUUACCCACACCAGGACCGCAACGUCGGCUACGUCGUCACCCAUCGCGAGUUCAAUCCCACUAACCUCUUCAACGAUUUCGCUCUCAUUUUCCUCGACACCCCCGUGGAACUCGCACCUAACGUGGACACCGUCUGCCUCCCCGAACAAGGACAGUCAUUCGAUGGAUCCUACUGCUGGGCUACUGGCUGGGGCAAGGAUAAGUUCGGGAAGGAAGGAGUGUUCCAGAACGUCUUGAAGGAAGUUGAGCUCCCCGUCGUUAGCCAUUACGACUGCCAGGAAUCCCUUCGCACAACCAGGCUUAGUCAACUUUUCAAACUGCACCCGUCCUUCACCUGCGCAGGCGGCGUCGCCGGCGUCGACACUUGCACAGGAGAUGGAGGAUCUCCCCUGGUGUGCCUGGGACUGGGUAACAGCUACGUCCAAACAGGCAUCGUGGCUUGGGGCAUCGGCUGUGGAGAGGGCAAUGUUCCUGGCGUCUAUGCCAACGUGCCUGCUUUCGUCAACUGGAUCAAGGAUAAUGUAAACUCCAUCCUCCAACAAGAGUUCAACUAUGACAACACCAACUAUUGGUAAAUAAUGCGAAACUAAUGUCCAGGCACUAUGAACGCCGUAGCGAUCCAUCAAAUCGCUUGUCCGAACUUUCCCCUUGUGGCGGCAGAACCAAGAAGGCCCUGCAUCGAGGUCACUGAAAAAUUGUGAUUCUAUUUAUCGUAUCGUCUAUUUAUACCAAUAAAUUUUUAAAAAUA
This is a messenger RNA of Penaeus chinensis, 3108 nucleotides long. RefSeq lists its product as uncharacterized. The record is from RefSeq and is a predicted model, not a curated record. NCBI's taxonomy places the organism in Eukaryota, Metazoa, Arthropoda, Malacostraca, Decapoda, Penaeidae. Gene Ontology annotation, molecular function: serine-type endopeptidase activity. The coding region runs from base 125 to 2935 and encodes 936 amino acids. Gene Ontology annotation, biological process: proteolysis. The transcript is spliced from 8 exons.